Rubroshorea leprosula is the source of this 2068-nucleotide messenger RNA. Lineage: Eukaryota; Viridiplantae; Streptophyta; Magnoliopsida; Malvales; Dipterocarpaceae. The record is from the annotation of a GenBank genome assembly.
GAAAUAAUCGUUUAAAUCACUGUCUUCCAACACUAAAUCAGUAAUUUCAUGUGCUAAACCAUACACCUCCGGUCCCCAAGAUCCUCGCCGGCAACAGUGUGAUUGCCGCCAUUUUCAAAUGUUUGUUUUUCUUCAUAUCCCUUUCUCAUAACAAACAUUGCUCAAAUCCUCUACUUUCUCUUUACAGAAUCAGAAGCAAAAUCAAUGAAGAAUGAAGCUGAAGCCAUGGUUUCUGAUCAAUCUCUCAGACCCAGAAAACCCAAGUCCCGGGAAGUGAGCUCUCGGUUCCUCUCUCCGAGUACCAUAGCCCCUGAUAUGGGAACCCUGUCUCCGAACAAAUUUUACUCGCCUUCCCGUCGGAAAUCAACCUCCGUUGAUACCCGGAAGCACUGGAGCCUUGAGGAUGCCGGAUUAAGUGUUGGAGGUCUCUGGCCAUCAUCUUCAUUGAGUACGAAACAGGAAACUCUGGCGGAUCAUCUGGGUAACGAGAGGUUAAACGAUUUGCUUGAGCGGAGAACCCGAGAUAAAUCGGAGAAUCAUGGGGUUUCUUCGCUCAGUCGGCAGCGGAGCUGUUCUGAUCGGUUCAAUAAGUUUGAAAGCGAGAAGGAAAUCGCCAAAGAAAAUCAUCGGCCGUCUCUGAUUGGAGGCUCAAUGAGGUAUACGGGAAGGUUAGGGUUUCCGCGGAAAUCGUCACCGUCGCCGACAUCGUCUUCGUCUUCAUCGAAUUCCACUGUACAGAGUUCCACUAUUUUACCCGGUCGAUACUCUGUUGACGAGAACGAACUUUAUAAAAAAUCAUCAGUACCGAGAUCGGAGCCUUUUAUUCUCAAUCUUGAUUCAGAAUCCGAGAUCAGUAGUGAAAUGUGUUCCACGGCGGCGAAAAACCCCUCUCCAGUUUCUAAAAAAUCGGGUAUGGAGGUUUCGUCGAAAUACCUGCAGCCGACCAGGUAUAGAAGGGGGACUUCCAAUUCAAACAUAAUCAGCCCCGUAUCAGCAGAUUAUUCACCAAAGGCUAAGAAAUUUACGAUGAAAAAUGCCAUGAAGAGGGCCAAUUCGCUUGCCGGGUACGGCAGUGCUACAUCACAGUGGGCCUUAUCCCCAGGACGAUCAGGGUCGCCGCCUAUGUCAGUGGAAAGCAAGACUGUGCCGAUCACAUUUUCGAGUUUGAAACCACCCAGUAGUCCUUCCAGGUCGAAGGGUAUGGAGAAAUUGCUAAAUUUGUUUAAGGUUAAGAAAUCAUCAUCUUUACUUGGGGGUUCUGGAGAUGUGGAGAGUGUUCAUCGGUUAAGACUGAUGCAUAAUCGACUGAUACAGUGGCAGUAUGCAAAUGCUAGGGCCAAUGCUGUCAAUGCCAACAUGGUCAACCAAUCUGAGAGCAAUUUGUUAUGUGCUUGGAGUAGUCUUGUGAUAUUACAACAUUCAGUGCUAUAUAAGAAACUACAACUUCAGAAGGAAAACCUUGAGAUGAAGCUGGACCUUAUACUUCAAUCUCAGAUCAAGCCAUUGGAAGCCUGGGCAGAGAUGGAGAGGCAACACCUAACAGCAAUUUCUAGGACCAAAGAGUGCUUGCAUAAUGUUGUCUGCAGAGUACCCCUCAGUGAUGGCGCAAAGAUCGACAUGCAAUCAGCUUCCAUAGUGCUCAGACAUGCAUUAGAAUUCACAGGUUCCAUAAAGUCAGAGCUAGCUGCUUUUUCACGUUUGAUUGAGAACAACGCAUCAUUUCUCUCGGAAUUAGCAAGGGUGGCUACACAAGAGAAGCUGCUAUUAGAGGAGUGCCUUGAACUUUUCAGGUCCAUUUCUAUCCUAGAGAUUGAGGAAAGGAGCUUAAGGUGUGAAGUUAUGCAACUGAAUUUGAGGCAAAGACAACUGCUAGAACAACAGUAGAAUAAAUAAUUUUUCAUGAUUUCUUUCUUUCUCAUUCCAGUUUGGUCAUGAUUUAGGGGUACAGUCACACCAUUAAAUACAUAUUUCUGUAGGAAUUCUUUAGGAUGUAAGGAAAAGAGAUGUGUGAUGUAAAUCUGAUUAUGUUCUUUUAAUUACAUUCAGGGAAGAAAAUUUUGACAUUGAA